Molecule: messenger RNA, 1084 nt
Organism: Conger conger (European conger)
Lineage: Eukaryota; Metazoa; Chordata; Actinopteri; Anguilliformes; Congridae
Product: CMP-N-acetylneuraminate-beta-galactosamide-alpha-2,3-sialyltransferase 1-like
Exons: 4
Coding region: 119-472 (117 amino acids)
Molecular function (GO): beta-galactoside (CMP) alpha-2,3-sialyltransferase activity
Source: RefSeq, a predicted model, not a curated record
AGCUCCCAUCUUGGGCUAUGAAAAGGAUGUAGGGAACAGAAGUACCCAUCGUGUCGCGUACCCAGGAACUAUCAGACACCUGCAAAACGACACACACCUGAUUCUGAUACCAUUCAAGAUGACAACUCUAGAGUUGAUCAUGAGUGCUUUGACCACAGGCUCUAUGAAAAGCGCCCCUUUACCUGAGAUGGCCCAGAUUAAUGCAGACAAGUACAUCUAUGAUGUGUGGCUUGAACGCCAUGGGAAAUAUCCCUCCACCGGCUUCUUAACCUUGAUGUUGGCCAUCCACAUAUGUGAUGAGGUGAAUGUUUUUGGAUUUGGGGCAGCCAAGGACGGAAGCUGGCAGCAUUACUGGGAGAAAACCAAAUUAUCCCGUCGGAGGCCAACCGGAGUGCAUGCUGGAGACUAUGAGUCCAUGCUCAUGAAGCUGCUGGCCUGUAAAAACAAAUUGAAGUUGUUUGAAGGGAGAUGAGGGCUGUGAAAUGAACAGGACUGCCGAACGGCCUUAAAGGCUGAAGUGAGAGCAGCACUGGCUUCCGCAAUAUGGCAUAUAAACAAGUAAAACUAGAUAUAAAAUGUCAUGACAUACACAAGUAAAACUAGAUAUGACAUGUACACAAGUUAAACUAGAUAUGACAUGUCACAGUGUUGUACUCUGUGUUGCUAGCCACUAGGUAUCACUAUAUUGUUUUUGUCUCACUGCUUAAUUGUCUUGUUGUACGCACCUGUUGUUAGUCUUGUGAUUAGUGUUGCCCAUUGUCUCCUGUAUAUAGCCCGGUCCUUUUCACUUAGUCUUUGUUGAGUCUUCACCUUAACCCUCCGUGAAUAACCCUGUCUGAUUCUGUCUACCUAUACCUUGUUUGGAUAUUCUGUGUUUGACCCUGGAAUGUUUAUACACUACGAGACUGGAUUGCCCUUUGUGUUUUGGCUACCUUUUGGAGUUUUUUAGUUCACCCUUUUUGGAAGUUCUUUGUUGUUUUUGACCUUAUGGAAUUUUGGAAAAUCCUCUGUUUUGGUUUUUGUUUCGUAAAUCUUCUGUGCUUUUGGAACUUUGUUUUUUGUUCAAAUAAAUAAUUGGAUUAUA